Molecule: messenger RNA, 4060 nt
Organism: Temnothorax curvispinosus
Lineage: Eukaryota; Metazoa; Arthropoda; Insecta; Hymenoptera; Formicidae
Gene: Zn72D
Product: zinc finger RNA-binding protein
Exons: 11
Coding region: 62-3031 (989 amino acids)
Cellular component (GO): precatalytic spliceosome
Molecular function (GO): single-stranded RNA binding; double-stranded RNA binding; zinc ion binding
Source: RefSeq, a predicted model, not a curated record
GUGGCACGCCCUACGACUUCCUCCAUUGUCCUUCUUUCCGAGAUUCUCUCCGCGAGGAAGGAUGGCUCAGAACAAUUAUUUCGGAUUUACCCACGGCGGGACGCAAUAUGGGGCGACCAGCGCCGCGGCGUAUCAGACCGGGCAGGCGGGUUACGCGGUUACCCCGGCUGCGACCGCUGCCACGUACACACAGCGACCGGCUGCCGCUGCUGCGACUGGCUACGAGACUUAUCAAGCCGCUGCGGCCGCAGCCGCGACCGGGACAACGUACGCAGCUGCUAAUCCCGGUACUGUAGCUCAGACUUACGAUUACGGCUACGGACGAGCUGCUCCAGCGGCUACUUACGACGCGACCAAGACGUACUAUCAACAACCAGCGGCUGCUGCAGCAACUUACACCACUACUGAAACACACUACCAGGCUGCAAAACCUGCUUAUAGCACAACUAGUGCUUAUACUGGCACUGCCAGACAAGCCACUACCACUGGGCAAGCUAAGACGUAUCAAGCAUCUAGUACAGCUUAUCAACAAUCAAAUCCCACGCAGAGCGCUACUUAUACGUCGGGAUACACAGCUCCAGCAACGCCUGCCGCUACUCCGUCAACCGCGACAAAUAAAACGGCGAGUACAACGUAUUCCGGCUACGACGCAGCGCUAUAUAGCGCUGCGACUAUGUAUGUAGCCCAACAGAGUGCAAACAGCAAUUCCACUAACCAGAAGACUGGAGGUUGGCAGGGCUACGGACGGAAGGGAUUCGGAGCUGGCGGGGGAGGGAUGAAGGCAAUGCGGCCGAAGCAGCCACCUAAGCCUCAGCAACUACACUAUUGCGAUGUCUGUAAGAUCAGCUGCGCCGGGCCACAGACUUAUCGUGAGCAUCUGGAGGGUCAGAAGCACAAGAAGAAGGAGGCCUCUCUGAAGGUGCCGCAACAGCCGCCAGCGCGUGGAGCAGGCAACAGUCUUCGCUGUGAGCUUUGUGAUGUAACCUGUACCGGAAACGAUGCUUACGCCGCUCACAUCAGGGGUGCUAAGCAUCAGAAAGUCGUCAAACUGCAUACUAAACUUGGAAAACCUAUACCAAGUGCGGAUCCAACUGUUCUGAAUCCAAAGCCAGCAGCAGCUGCGAAAGCUGCUGCUACCAAGAAGCCGACGGUGACAGCAACGCCUAAAAUCAACUUUGUCGCCUCUGGAAACUUGGGCACGGUGAACCAAAAUCAAACUGUAGAAGUUAAGCAGGAAGAGCCAGCUGUUGAAGAAACUGUGGAAGAGGCUACGGUCGAUGAGAAGGAUAUUCAGCCGGUUGGCCAGGAAUACAUCGAGGAGAAUAAAUCCGAGGACGGGAAGAUUAUAAGUUUCAAUUGUAAGCUAUGCGAGUGUCGGUUCAACGAUCCCAAUGCCAAAGACAUGCAUAUGAAGGGCCGCCGUCACAGAUUUGCCUAUAAGAAGAAAGUCAAUCCUGAUUUGGUCGUUGACAUGAAACCGAGUCUUAAGCAGCGCAAAAUGUUGGAGGAAAAACUACGUAGGCAACAAAUGCGUGACGAGUAUCUACGCCGCAGGGAGGAGAUCAAUCAGUUGGGUCCUAUGGGACCCAUGAUGGACGAGGAGAUGAUGUAUUGGGAAGAGAGGCGCCGCUACGAGGAGGAAUGUGAAUAUUAUGAAUGGUACCGACGUUACGGACGUGGCCCGGGCGCCCCACCGAUUCCGCGUCCGUUCCAAGGACCACCACCUAUAAUCAUGUACCCAGGGCCACAAAGACGACCGGAUUCGUCAGACGACAAACAUGUAUUGGCGCAUCAUACAACUAUUUAUCCUAAGGAACAAGAACUAUUGGCAGUCCAGAAAAUAGUUUCUCAUACCGAGAAGGCAUUGAAGUUUGUGUCGGAUGCUUUAGCUGAAGCUGGUAAAAAGAACACUCCUAUCAAUGCCAAUGCUACUGCAGCAGCAAUACCAGCCGGUACUCCGCAGAUGAACGCCGAAGUUGCAGUGAAGAAAGAAGAGGCUGACAAGAAGAAAGCAGCAGCCACACCACAAAAAGAAGAUGGAAGCGACGGGAAUCUAUUCUCAUUUCAAAAGGAGAAAGAAGAUUCUAGGAUACUUCGUGGAGUUAUGCGCGUCGGAAACUUGGCUAAAGGACUCUUGUUAUCCGGAGACAAUCACGUUUGUCUUGUGGUCUUGUGCGCGGAGAAACCUACCAGGACAUUGCUCAAUAAGGUUGCGGAGAUUUUACCCGGUGAAUUAAAGAAUGUAGCCCCUGAAGAAAGCUACAACGUCGGGAAGCAUCCGGAAUCCGCGGCUUUGACUGUCUCAGGUGGCACGGUCACCGUCAGCGUGACACUCACCAGCCCCUUGAUGCGCGAGACACCCAAGUCAACUGCUGCAGCAGAUAAUGCUGGACAGCAGCAGCAGGAAGCUGCUCAACUGCAAACAACGCCCGCGGCCCCCACCGUGACGAAACCAGAUCCACCAGAUGUACUUCCCAAGGCUAAGUGUUUGGAGGCUUUAGCUGCACUCAGGCAUGCCAAGUGGUUUCAGGCUAGAGCUACCUCGCUGCAGAGCUGCGUUAUGGUUAUCCGUAUAAUGCGCGACCUGUGCAAUCGUGUGCCAACAUGGGGUCCGUUGAAUUCUUGGGCAUUGGAAUUAUUGACUGAGAAGGUGAUUAGCACCGCAGGAGGUCUUCUUAGUCCCGGUGAAGCUUUGAGAAGACUUCUGGAAUGUGUAGCUGGAGGAAUAUUGCUACCGGGUAGUCCAGGCUUAUCCGAUCCAUGCGAGAAAGAGCCAGUUGACGCGAUAGGAAACAUGACGUCUCAACAGAGAGAAGAUAUUACCGCGUCCGCGCAGCACGCGUUGCGAUUAGUGGCGUUCCGCCAGAUUCAUAAAGUCCUAGGUAUGGAGCAACUGCCGCCGCCGAAAUUCAAGGGACGAUUCGCCCGAAAGCGAAGACGUGACAACAGCAACGGAGAGGGCACGGACAGCGAGGCUUCGAAGAAGGACAAAAAGGCGGAGGAGAUCAAAAUGGAGACAGACUCCAAGUAGAAGAUCUACCAAAAGAUUCGUACCGCGAUAUACGAAUUUAUCUAUUAACUUAUCUAGGCAUAAGGAAGCAGUUUUUUCCCCGCCGUGUCAGUUGCUUGUUUAGGAGGAGAGACAUCUUCGGAUAAGGACAACGCUAGGCUGAUGCUUGUCAUGACUUUUAGGAAUACGCGUAAUCUGGGAAAGAAAAAGUUAUAUGCAGAUUACUUGAGACACGUUUGUCGAGUAACGGGCGCUAUUUGUCUCUAUGUCUCUAUAGCGAAUUAUUUACUUCAUGGCAAUGAUAAUCGUUUUUUUUUUUCCCUCACGAUGUAUUCAACAUCAUGUAAUAAGCGUGUCACAAAAAGAAGAUAGUGCUAUAUUAGACAAUGCUUCGAUUGACUUGGCUAAUUUUCUCAGACGAUUGUGAUGCGCGAUUAGUUCUGAUAUUAGAUUUGUAUCGAUGAAACUGGCGGACGUGUUUACUGAAUCUGGAUGGUUCGCCAGAUUCACAUCUCGGUUACGGCGGAUAUACGAGCAGGAAGAAUCUGAGCGAACAAGUGGUAAAAUACGACGAACAUUUAUAAGUUUGAAGUUUAAGGGUAGGCAAUAGAUCGUAUUGAGAUUUCGUGUGUAUGUUGUGUGUGUAGUAAGUACGUGUAGAAAAUACUAUAUCCCUAUUCUCUCUUUCUCACUUCUGCACAAAGUGACAACCAUUUACGAUGCAUUACGAUGUAUGCUAUUGUCACGUACGUGACUCACGCAGAAAAUAGCGACGAAGAUAUUUAUAACUCGACAAUUUGGACGCUUUGAUGAUGAUACCUGACGCGGAGCAAGUGCACGUGUUAACGUUCUUUUUUUUUUUUUUUUUUCUAAAACUAAAUCAGUUGGUUUUAUUUGCAGAAUUUUAAGCGACCCCAGUCGAGUUGAGACUUGAAUCUUUCAACUUGUCAGACAACUGUCCCUCCAUUUAAGUGAAUUUCUUCUGACUUGUGUAGAUUUUCUGUUCUAUAUUUUUGAUCAUUGAAUAAAACGAACAUGUGUACGGCGCAA